Messenger RNA from Gymnodraco acuticeps, 5072 nucleotides. RefSeq names its product mucin-5AC-like. NCBI's taxonomy places the organism in Eukaryota, Metazoa, Chordata, Actinopteri, Perciformes, Bathydraconidae. The transcript is spliced from 27 exons. The annotation marks the transcript as partial. The record is from RefSeq and is a predicted model, not a curated record.
ACAGCAGCACCUACAACUACUGCUGCUCUGACAUCGGUGCCACUUACAACUACUGCUACACCUACAACUACUGCUGCACCUACAACUGCAGCACCUACUACUGUUGCAACAACAGCAGCACCUACAACUACUACUGCUCUGACAACGGUGCAACCUACAACUACUGCUGCACCUACAACUGCAGCACACCACCUACAACUACUGCUGCUACGACAACGGUCAGCCCCUACAACUACUGCUUCACCUACAACUACUGUUGCACCUACGACAGCAGCACCUACUACUAUUGCAACAACAACAGCAACACCUACAACUACUGCUGCUCCGACAACGGUGCAACCUACAACUACUGCUUCACCUUCAACUACUGCUGCACCUACAACAGCAGCACAUACUACGGUUGCAACAACAACAGUAGAACCUACAACUACUGCUGCUCUGACAACGGUGCAACCUACAACUACAGUUACACCUACAACUGCAGCCCCUACUACUGUUGCAACAACAACAGCAGCACCUACAACUACUCCUACUCCGACAACGGUGCAACCUACAACUACUGCUACACCUACAACUGCAGCCCCUACUACUGUUGCAACAACAACAGCAGCACCUACAACUACUGCUGCUCCGACAACGGUGCAACCUACAACUACUGCUUCACCUACAACUACUGUUGCACCUACGACAGCAGCACCUACUACUGUUGCAACAACAACAGCAACACCUACAACUACUCCUACUCCGACAACAGUGCAACCUACAACUACUGCUUCACCUACAACUGCAGGCCCGACUACUGUUCAGCACCUACAACUACUGCUGCUCCGACAACACAGCACCUACAACUACUGCUGCUCAGACAACGGUGCAACCUACAACUACUGCUUCACCUACAACUACUGUUGCACCUACGACAGCAGCACCUACUACUGUUGCAACAACAACAUCAGCACCUACAACUACUGCUGCUCCGACAACGGUGCAACAAACAACUACAGCUACACCUACAACAGCAGCACCUACAACUACUGCUGCUCCGACAACGGUGCAACCUACAACUACAGCUACACCUACAACAGCAGCACCUACAACUACUGCUUCACCUUCAACUACUGCUGCACCUACAACAGCAGCACAUACUACGGUUGCAACAACAACAGUAGAACCUACAACUACUGCUGCUCCGACAAUGCUUCACCUACAACUGCAGCCCCUACUACUGUCGUAACAACAACAGCAGCACCAAUAACUACUGCUGCUCUGACAACAGUGCAACCUACAACUACUGCUGCACCUACAACUACUGCUGCACCUACAACUGCAGCACAUACAACUACUGCUAAUCCGACAACGGUGCAACCUACAACUACUGCUACACCUACAACUGCAGCCCCUACUACUGUUGCACUUCACCUACAACUGCAGCCCCUACUACUGUCCAGCCCCUACAACUACUGCUGCUACGACAACGGUGCAACCUACAACUACUGCUUCACCUACAACUACUGUUGCACCUACGACAGCAGCACCUACUACUGUUGCAACAACAACAGCAACACCUACAACUACUGCUGCUCCGACAACGGUGCAACCUACAACUACAGCUUCACCUACAACUGCAGCCCCUACUACUGUCGUAACAACAACAGCAGCACCAACAACUACUCCUACUCCGACAACAGUGCAACCUACAACUACUGCUUCACCUACAACUGCAGCAGCCCCUACAACUACUCCUGCUCCGACAACGGUGCAACCUACAACUACUGCUUCACCUACAACUACUGUUGCACCUACGACAGCAGCACCUUCUACUGUUGCAACAACAACAGUAGAACCUACAACUACUGCUGCUCCGACAACGGUGCAACCUACAACUACAGCUACACCUUCAACUACUGCUGCACCUACAACAGCAGCACAUACUACGGUUGCAACAACAACAGUAGAACCUACAACUACUGCUGCUCCGACAACGCAGCACAUACUACGGUUGCAACAACAACAGUAGAACCUACAACUACAGUUACACCUACAACUGCAGCCCCUACUACUGUUGCAACAACAACAGCAGCACCUACAACUACUGCUGCUCCGACAACGGUCAGCACUUACAACUACUGCUGCUCUGACAACAGUGCAACCUACAACUACUGCUUCACCUACAACUGCAGACCCUACUACUGUUGCAACAACAACAGCAGCACCUACAACUACUGCUGCUCAGACAACGGUGCAACCUACAACUACUGCUUCACCUACAACUACGGUUGCACCUACGACAGCAGCACCUACUACUGUUGCAACAACAACAGCAACACCUACAACUACUGCUGCUCCGACAACGGUGCAACCUACAACUACAGCUACACCUUCAACUACUGCUGCACCUACAACAGCAGCACAUAUUACGGUUGCAACAACAACAGUAGAACCUACAACUACUGCUGCUCCGACAACGUUGCAACAGCUGCAUCUACUACUGUUUCUCCAACAACGGUGCCACCUGCAACCACACCAUCCACAGCAACAACACCUGCAGAACCCACUUAUAUUCUCUCAGCAGAAUUUAAAGAAGUGGCUUUUUCACCUGCCCUCACUGACUCCAACAGCGAUGAAUACAAAGCACUUGAAACAGCAGCUCUAAAUCCGUGCAACAAGAAAUACAGAAGCAAGUUUCCAAACACGUUUUCCCACUGCAUUUUGAAAAACUUCAGUGCCUUAAAUCCACCAAAAGACAACGAAACUCAAGCAACUGUGGGGAUUGUGUUCCAUGGGACUACUGCCAUCACAGAUCUCCCACAGAAUGAUGUUGUUGCUCAAACCUUAGUAGAAGCUCUGAAUAAUUCCACCAAUAGUCCGAACCUGAGCAUUAACCCUGCUUCAGUCAAAGUAUUAUCAAGUCCAGUUCCAGAUCAGAUUACGACUGCUCCACCUACAACCACACCAUCCACAGCAACAACACCUGCAGAACCCACUUAUAUUCUCUCAGCAGAAUUUAAAGAAGUGGCUUUUUCACCUGCCCUCACUGACUCCAACAGCGAUGAAUACAAAGCACUUGAAACAGCAGCUCUAAAUGCGUGCAACAAGAAAUACAGAAGCUUGUUUCCAAACACGUUUUCCCACUGCAUUUUGAAAAACUUCAGUGCCUUAAAUCCACCAAAAGACAACGAAACUCAAGCAACUGUGGGGAUUGUGUUCCAUGGGACUACUGCCAUCACAGAUCUCCCACAGAAUGAUGUUGUUGCUCAAACCUUAGUAGAAGCUCUGAAUAAUUCCACCAAUAGUCCUAACCUGAGCAUUAACCCUACUUCAGUCAAAGUAUUAUCAAGUCCAGUUCCAGAUCAGAUUACGACUGCUCCACCUACAACCACACCAUCCACAGCAACAACACCUGCAGAACCCACUUAUAUUCUCUCAGCAGAAUUUAAAGAAGUGGCUUUUUCACCUGCCCUCACUGACUCCAACAGCAAUGAAUACAAAGCACUUGAAACAGCAGCUCUAAAUGCGUGCAACAAGAAAUACAGAAGCUUGUUUCCAAACACGUUUUCCCUCUGCAUUUUUAAAAACUUCAGUGCCUUAAAUCCACCAAAAGACAACGAAACUCAAGCAACUGUGGGGAUUGUGUUCCAUGGGACUACUGCCAUCACAGAUCUCCCACAGAAUGAUGUUGUUGCUCAAACCUUAGUAGAAGCUCUGAAUAAUUUCACCAAUAGUCCGAACCUGAGCAUUAAUCCUGCUUCAGUCAAAGUGUUAGAAAGUCCAGUUCCAGAUCCGAUUACGACUGAUGCACCAGCAACCACACCAGCUGCAGCAGCAACAAACACAGCAGCCCCGGAUUAUAAUUACGUUCUAGACAUUCAAUUGAUAGGAGAAGCUUUUUCCCCUGCCCUCACUAACACCAGCAGCAAGGAAUACAAAGCACUUGAAAAAAGAAUUUUAAAUGCGUGUGGUAACAUAUACAGAACAAAAUAUCCCAACACAUUUUCCCACUGCCUUUUGAAAGAAUUCCGUGCCUCAAAUGUAACACGAGUUACUGAAACUCAGGCGACUUUCAUAGCUGUGUUCCAUGGGAAUACUUCUCAUGCAGAACUCCCAAUGAAUUCUGUUGUUAUUAAAGACUUCGUACUAGCUGUCAAUAAUUCCAACAAUGCCUUCAACUUGAGCAUAAAUCCCAACUCAGUGAAGAUAUUAGAAAGUCCAGUGACAGAUCCAACUACAGCUCCCACGCCUAGACCUGAAGCACCCAACACUGCUGCACCCAUAACUGAAGCACUCGUUAUAAAAAGGGUUAUAUUCAGGUCCCUUCUCACCGACUUUACAAGUGACUUGCUGAAUCCAUCAUCUACAGCUUAUAUAAAUCGGGCAGCGAAGAUUAAAGAACAGCUUAUACCUGUUUUUCAAAGGGAAUUCCCUUCAUUCAAGUUCUUGGAAGUGAAUUCAUUCAGUAAUGGAUCGAUCGUCAACAACAUGGACCUCAGCUUUUCAAGCACAUCUGUUCCUAAUAACAAUCAGAUAGCGCAGGUCUUAAUGAGCGCAGCUGCAAGCGUCAUCGGCUUCGACAUUGAAGGCAGCUUGCUCGACCUGAAUGGCAUUUAUUCAAGUGGAGUGAGCCAUUACAUCAGUCCGAUCACUGCAUCCUUCCUUGUACUGUUGUCAUGGCUACUGUCCAGCCAAUGGCCGUAGUGCCACUCAUUUGAGAAAGGACUCCGGUGUCUUUCGUGAUUUACAGAUUUGGGUAACACGUGCAAUGAAAUUAAUGUUAAUCCUCCAUUCAAAUAGCACAAUAAUAAUAGGCAUAACAAUAUAACAUUGGGAUGUAAGGCAACAAUUGCACUAAUACUAAUUCCUCUUGCUCCAGUAAGCACUUUCCUUUGGCAUUAUUUUUCGUAGUGAAGGUUAUUUAAAUGCUAUGUUUUAGUUUUGGAAGUAACAAAUGCAGCUCCUUGUGGGCUACACUUUCCAACUCAGAACAAAUGCAUACUGUGUUAUAAUCUUAAUCUUUGGAUGUCAUAGCAAUGCACUGUUAAUGUUCUUAUUUAUACACACUAUUUAUUUAUAUAAUCAUG